Messenger RNA from Cyclopterus lumpus (lumpfish), 1855 nucleotides. It is a transcript of the gene rabac1, whose product is annotated as Rab acceptor 1 (prenylated). Bases 420 to 1043 code for a protein of 207 amino acids. The transcript is spliced from 9 exons. NCBI's taxonomy places the organism in Eukaryota, Metazoa, Chordata, Actinopteri, Perciformes, Cyclopteridae. The record is from RefSeq and is a predicted model, not a curated record. Gene Ontology annotation, cellular component: Golgi apparatus.
AUCACGUUUCUCUGGGGGGGGAAACAACACAAGCAAAAACAACACGCACUUCAAACGUCCGUUUAGCUCAAUGACACACAGACCGAGAAACACAGCUCGUGUGUUAGCACAUAUACAUCUAACGGUGGCAACACGCGACGGGGCGGAUGGUCGGGCGAGUCCCACGGACAGUAGCACAACAACACAGAGGAACUGACCAAUCACAGCUCUGCGCCUGCUUGAUGACGUCAGAUCGUUUUCAUCCCACUGAUCUGCAGUCAGCUCCCCGACAGAGGAAGUCUCCGCCGCCGCCACUAGGGGGCGAUGUUCUGCGCCCAGACAGCAGGAAGUCAAAUAACGUCCACAUCACAUCCGUGAACCAGAGCAGCAACAAAAGGUCCGAGGCAGUUCCACCAAAGUUCUGCUGAGACAGUCUGUAGAUGCCAUCUGGAGCUCCAUCGGGGGAGAACUGUCUCGUAGACAUGGACAGCAAGGCUGGAGAUCUGUUCAGUGCUGAGGAUGCUCAUCCAACUGGCACAGGUGGAGCUGGAAUCUUGGCCAGGCUCUGGCUCCCCAAAGGCCUCUCAGCCAGUAUGGCUAAAGAGUGGAUCACCAAGCGUCGACUGUCCAUUCGACCGUGGGCCACCUUCGUGGACCAACGCAAGUUUUCAAAACCUCGCAACUUUGGAGAGUUAUGUCAGAGGGUGGUGAAAAACGUGGACACUUUCAACAGCAACUACACCUUCAUCUUCCUGGGUCUCAUCCUCUACUGCAUUGUCAGCUCUCCCAUGCUACUGAUUGCCUUGGCUGUGUUUGCUGGUGCCUUCUACAUAAUUCACCUCAAGUCCCUGGAGUCCAAACUGGUUGUCAUGGGCAAGGAGCUGACUGUCCCUCACCAGAUGAGUCUGGCUGGAGCGGUUUCUCUCCCUGUGUUCUGGUUGGCCGGCGCUGGAGCUGCAGUCUUUUGGGUUCUUGGAGCGACGCUGUUUGUGAUUGGCUCUCACGCUGCGUUCCGUGAGCUGGAGGCAACUGAUAUGGAAGAGCUACUCAUGGAGCCCGUGUGAAGAGUACUGAACCCUCUGCUGGUCGACAAUCAGUCAUCACUGUUACUUUGUAAUCACGUUAGCCCAGAGGAGCUGAGGAAGAACUGCUCCUAGAUCUGUUCCUUAGCUAUGCCUGUGUCCUAUAUUCCCUGUAUUAGAAUGUCCCUGGUCUUGCCUCUUAAGUAGUUAUUGUUACAGACUCAUUCAUACACAUUACCUUCCAUAUGCAGACAUUAUUAAUUUGAUUUAAGCACAUUACCAUACACAUGAUAUGCCUUUCUCUACGUACAGUAUGUUAAACCUUGGAUGCCUCGGGUUUGUGUCAAAUAGCCUCUUGCUUCCUGCAAUGUCUCAUAAACAGUGACAUAUCUUUCAACAUAUUAAUCUCUGUUGCAGAUAUCUUCAGAAGUAGCUUCUGGGUCCAAACCAUCUGACAAGAUGGAUGCUUUCUUAUGUAAAGAUAAUAUACAGUAAAUGCAGUGUUUGCAAUUCUAAACUGCUCAGAAAAUAGCUCAGAUUAAUUUUCCAAAGGAAAAGUGCCAUUUAAAGCUUUAAGAUGAUCAUGCACAAAGAACACAACAUGUUUUAUUUAAGAGGAUACAAAAACAAAUUUGGUAUCAGAUGGAGUACUAGAUAGGUCUUAAAAGGUCAGUGCAUAGUAAUAGUGUUUUGUAUUGGGGAUAAUAUGCUACUUUGGUGUCAGAGCUGAAGGUUACUCUGUAAACAUGAAAUCAUUCUUCUUCUUUUUUAAAUUCAUUAAUCAUAUGUUUACAUUUUGAUGUAAGUUGGGUGUUUUUGUAUUCUGGAAGUGCAAUAAACCCCUGAUGUAAAGA